Molecule: messenger RNA, 1476 nt
Organism: Anolis carolinensis (green anole)
Lineage: Eukaryota; Metazoa; Chordata; Lepidosauria; Squamata; Anolidae
Gene: nat9
Product: N-acetyltransferase 9 (putative)
Exons: 7
Coding region: 364-993 (209 amino acids)
Molecular function (GO): N-acetyltransferase activity
Source: RefSeq, a predicted model, not a curated record
ACCUUCCUCUAGGGAUGCUAGGCCUAAAGUAGUGGUUUUCAAUUUGUGGAUCCCCAGAUGUUUUUACCUCAACUAGAAAUCCUAACAGCUGGUAAACUGGCUGGGAUUGCUGGGAGUUGUAGGCCAAAACACCUAGGGAUCCACAGGUUGAGAACCACUGGCCUAAAAGGAGCUCUCCUAAAGAUGGGGAUGUGAAAUCGGUUGGGUAUUUAUUAUCUGAGUUAAUAUAUUAAUAUAUAAUAUGAUGGGUUCCUCUGGGAUGUAUGGCCAUAUUCCAGAAGCAUUCUCUCCUGACGUUUCACCCACAUCUAUGGCAAGCACCCUCAGAGGUUGUGAGGUUUGUUGGAAACUAGGUUUUGGACUAUGAGGAUUAACCAGAAUACUGUAUUACAAGGAAAAAGGGUGACCCUGGUACCAUACACCUCUGCUCAUGUCCCAAGAUACCAUGAGUGGAUGAAGUCUGAAGAGCUACAACGUCUAACUGCAUCUGAACCACUGAGCCUUCAACAGGAAUAUGAGAUGCAGCGCAGUUGGCGGGAAGAUACCGACAAAUGCACAUUUAUAGUACUUGAUACUGAUAAGUGGUCUAGGCAGAAAGCCACAGAAGAGGAAUGCAUGGUUGGAGAUGUAAAUUUGUUCCUCACAGAUCCUGAAAAUCGGAAAGUGGGAGAAAUUGAAAUCAUGAUUGCAGAGCCAAGCUGCCGUGGCAGAGGGUUUGGCAAAGAAGCUACGCUAAUCAUGAUGUCUUAUGGAAUGAUACAUCUUGGACUCACCAUCUUUGAGGCUAAAAUUGGAUUGGAAAAUAAAGCCAGUAUUGGCAUGUUCAAAAAGAUUAAUUUUAAAGAGGUGGGAGUAAAUAAUAUCUUUCAAGAAGUGACACUGAGAAUGAUUGUGGAUGAACAAGAGAGACAGUGGCUGCUUGAACAAACCAGCUAUGUGGAUGAAAAAAAAUACAGUCUCAUGCAAUUGCAGAAUCCGAUUUCUGACAGCUGAGAAGACUGAACUUUCUUUAUCCAUACCAUUGAAGGAUGGGGCAGUUUUCAUUCAAACUCAGACUCAUGGGGUCAUCCAUAGUUCUUGUGAAAGAGUUAAGAAUGAGAUAGUGGACAGAAAUUAAAACUGUCCUGCUGCUGCUCAGCAUGCUUCUUGCAUCCUGUAAAAAUAUGGAAUCAGAUAACUUCUCUGAACUACAUCAUCUCAGUUUAAUAUUGAUUUUAUCAAUAGAAAAUGGCAAGCAUAAAUGCAAGACUAUUGCAGAGUUGCAUAUCUAUAAUGUUGGACAGAAGCCUACCCUGCCUUCAGUGCAUGAAGAGUCAGAUGAAUUAAGAAAAACAUUUUGAACAUCCAUCAGAUGAAGCCACAGAAAAUUGACAUUAUAAACUGAUAACGCUCUAUGUUAAAAACAUCCACAAUAAAUUGUUUUAUAAAACCUUGCUUCAAAAGAAAUAAAAACUUGGCAUCAACAGGAAAUAAUAA